Messenger RNA from Athalia rosae (coleseed sawfly), 708 nucleotides. RefSeq lists its product as uncharacterized. The record is from RefSeq and is a predicted model, not a curated record. The coding region runs from base 1 to 579 and encodes 192 amino acids. The transcript is spliced from 3 exons. Lineage: Eukaryota; Metazoa; Arthropoda; Insecta; Hymenoptera; Athaliidae.
AUGAACCAAAAAGAAGAGCCCAACAACAUUCGUCGUCAAUUUUUCUCCUUCUUUAAUUUUUAUUACAGCAACCGGCCUAACGAUUGUUUCGCAGAUCGGAUAGAGGAAUCUUGGCAAAUAGAUCCUAAGAAAGCUUCAAAGAUCACUAAAAUCGACGAGGAUGCAAAAAAUCGAGCGCAUCGCCUGAUACUCGACACUCUGAAAUCGGUCUACGCGGUGGAUUUUACCCAACAUAUUUCGAAAAUUGACAAAAACGGCUCUGUCGAGGAAGCAAAUUUGGGUAGCGAGUUGUUGAAUUACAUAAAUAAUUUAUUCCACGAUCCACACAACGAAAAAAUCCUCGCUCCUUUACCAACCGCAAAAAGAGUUUUCGGAUACAUGAGACCGCAAAAUCUUCACAGAGUUUUAUCCGCUUAUCAAGAUGGCUAUGGUAAAACCGGAGGAAUAAUAAUGACUCGCAAUGCAAAUUUGGCGGAAACAUCUAAGCGUAGAGAAGCUUUGAGAGAAAAAAAAUUUGGAAACGAAAAAAUUGGAGAUCCCUGCAGCCCGGAAAGGCUCGCCGACAUGCAUUUUACAUGAUUAAAAUAUAAAAAUAAAUAUCCAAGACUUUGUCACCCGCACAAAAUUGCGACGAAUAAAAUUAAUCUCAUUAUAAUUAUACUUGAAAAUCUUCGAUUAUAAAAUUUUUAUUUACACCGAUGCGACUGA